AUGUCGUGGCGCGAAAGCCUACCGUGCACAUAUGUCUCAAAAGCUGGGUCAUCAACAACGGAAGCCUCGUCGUCUCGAGACGACUCGGUGUCCGUGACAACAUCUCAGGAUGCUAUUUCACCCAGAAAACAACGACCAAGUAUCGCUUCAAGCUCCCAAUCAAUCCCCUUUGACUCGAUAGAAGAAGGACCGCCUCUCAUUCCUGACGAUGCGAUAAUAUCGCUCGUCAAUCAGUACUUCGAGCGGCUCUAUCCCCUAUCUGCUUUCUGCUUCCUCCACCGAGCCACAGUCAUCCAAAGAUGUCACGACAAGACCAUCGAUCGAGCGCUUCAGUUGGCCAUUUGCUCUAUCACGGCCAUCUACUUCGACCAAUGUCAAGGCGAGCGUGAUGCAUGGGCUGGAGAAGCUGAGCAGCUUAUACUCGACCGGCUCGAACAACCUUCCAUUUUCAAGAUACAGGCGUCCGUCCUCCUAAUACGAUAUAGGGCCGCUGUGGGACAGUUCCCCAGGGCAUUCAUAAUGGCCGGUCUUGCAGCUAGAUGGGCUGCAGCGAUACGUCUCAACUAUGAACACUCCAAAUUAAGUCCUGUCGCUCAAGAAGUUCGCAGGCGAACAUUUUGGUCUCUGUCCUUGCUUGAGGAUAGCUUUUGCGUUGGUCUGAAAGAGUUCGAACUUUUUGAUGCCGACACGAUAUACUUACAACUCCCCUGCGAAGACGCCGACUUUCAGCAAGAACGACACGUCCCUACUGGAUACUUACAGCCUGCUAAGGGGCUCGAGCCAGAGGUCCUGAGAACGCGGGCAGCGUUUGUGCGGGUGGCUUUCAUUCGAAGAGCGAUUGUAAGGCUCAAUCGACGAAUCAACGUGAAAGAGGUCAAUCUCCCCGAACUCCUUUCGUCGAUGGAAAAGUUCCAGAAUGAUCUUCUUCGCUUAAGGACCAGACUUGCGCCUUGUGAUCAAUACCCACCCUCAUAUACACAAGACAUUCGUUUAUCACCACAAUACUUUGUAAUGCACAUGAAUUGGCACUUAACCCACUGCGACCUUUACCGAAUCUUCCUCACUGGAUAUCCUGAGACUACACCAGAACCCAUGAUUGAGGGUAUUUCCGCAGCCGAGAAGGAGUUGAUGAAAGACAAGUGUCUAUCUCAUGCGGAACAAAUCGUCAAAGUCUUGUCGGACUUUGUGCAGCAUAAGGAAGAGAAUGAAAUACUUGAGUUUGAAGCAGCUAUCUGUGCGUACCAUGCGGCGAGGCUGGUGCUUUUCGGAACAUACACAGGCAAGGACAAUACAGGACUGCCCAUGCAGAUGGCCAUCAAUAAGGCACAGCUGUGUCUAGAUGUCAUCACGCGAUACUUUGCAUUCUCAGAACAACUGAAGUCAAUGCGACAAGAACUUGAACGAGUUAUACAGCAACACAAAGCGUGGCUUGAGUCUUCAGACCACCGCGCCAUCACAACAACGACUGAUCCAAAUCCGGCCCAAUCUUCGAAGCUCGCCAAAGAUGCAUAUAUCCGCCAGCGACUGGCGAUACACAGUCUUCUUCGACAAUCCGAUUUCGUCGACGACAGUCAUGAUGCAGCUCCUGCAGCUCCACUUGAAGCAGAAAGUGAGCAGCAAUCUCCCGAACAGCAGACGAAUUGGGGCAUCAGAGACCCCGUUACAGAUCAAAAUUUGAUGUUUGGUCUGCCUUAUGGCGGAGGGCUGGAUUUAAAUGCAUGGGCAUCGAGUAUGGCCGGAAAUCAGGACUUGAAUGGGCUUUUUACGGACUUUGACGAGCAGUAUAUGUACUGA
Fusarium tjaetaba is the source of this 1794-nucleotide messenger RNA. RefSeq names its product nitrogen assimilation transcription factor nit-4. Gene Ontology annotation, cellular component: nucleus. The record is from RefSeq and is a predicted model, not a curated record. Gene Ontology annotation, biological process: DNA-templated transcription. The transcript has 4 exons. Gene Ontology annotation, molecular function: zinc ion binding; DNA binding. Lineage: Eukaryota; Fungi; Ascomycota; Sordariomycetes; Hypocreales; Nectriaceae. The coding region runs from base 1 to 1794 and encodes 597 amino acids.